Messenger RNA from Condylostylus longicornis, 955 nucleotides. It is a transcript of the gene Pex12, whose product is annotated as peroxisome assembly protein 12. Bases 86 to 949 code for a protein of 287 amino acids. Gene Ontology annotation, biological process: protein import into peroxisome matrix; protein monoubiquitination. The record is from RefSeq and is a predicted model, not a curated record. Gene Ontology annotation, cellular component: peroxisomal importomer complex; peroxisomal membrane. Lineage: Eukaryota; Metazoa; Arthropoda; Insecta; Diptera; Dolichopodidae. Gene Ontology annotation, molecular function: zinc ion binding; protein binding; ubiquitin-protein transferase activity. The transcript has a single exon.
GUAUCAAACAUGAAUUAAAAUUAGAAUAUUUGUCUUGUAGAAAUAAAGUGAUAUAAUAAAGAAAAUAAAUGGGAACAUAAUCGAAAUGGCAGAAAGUGUUACUUUUACCGCAAAUCUUCAUUAUUUACCAUCAAUUUUUGAAGUUACUGCGUCAGAAUUUCUAGACAGUGUGUUGUAUCCAGCUUUGAGUAAAAUUUGUGAUUUUCUUGGGCUAAAAUUUGCUAUAAAAAACAAGUAUAUAAAAUUCAGUGACGAUGUUUCUCCAGCUAUUUCUCUAGCUUUACAGUACUUUUAUUUAAAAAAACGUGAUGCUUCAUUUGGUGAAAGUUUUUAUGGUUUACAAAGAAUAACAAGAAAUGAUACGUCACUUAAAAUGCAUUUUCAUUCAGCUCUAUUAUUAGUCUUAUUACCUUAUUUAGAAAAAAAACUUAAAACAAGAGCUGCUAAUCAUGAAAAUAGAAAUAUAAUGGAAAAGCUAUUAUUAAAUGGUAUUUAUUUCCUGCAAAUUCUAAAAGCAAUCAACAUAUUAACUUAUCUUGUUAAAAUCAGCUCAACGCAUUCACCAAUAUUCCACAUAUUAGGUCUUAAGUUAUCAUACAGUCAAGGGACAGAAGAAAGGGCAACAUCUAUAAUAUUGAAAUCAGUUGAAUUUUUCGCAUUUUUUUUACAAUUUAUGCAGUGGUGGUACAUACGUCCUGAAAGCAAUAAUAUUGGAAAUUUAAAGAAUCCACCUUGUUUCAAAAAUACAGAAAUUAAUAUCCUAGCUUUAAAUAAUAAAAAUGAAUGUCCAAUUUGCUUGCAAAUACCUAGCAUUCCAACAGCUAGCGGCAUAUCGGGAUAUGUAUUUUGUUGGAAAUGUAUAGCUACGCAUUUAGAAAAUAGGAAAAUUUGUCCAGUAACAAGCCUGCCAAUGAACAUUAAUGAUUUAAUAAGGAUUUAUGAUAAUUAACUUAAU